AAUUGGGGUGAGAGAGUUGUCUCCUGUGAAGUAAAGCAUCCAAUGAGGCGGAGGACUCCGAGCCCGCGUCGCCCGCUUCCAUCGAGCGACCCGGAUCUCGCGCGCUGGCGAGCGAGCGAGCGAGACAAUGAGGGACCACCAAAGAGGGAAUCCUUAUGGAUCUCGCGUCGGUAUGGAGACCAUUUAACGAGCUCAAGAAUCCGAUUCCGCUAGCUCUCGCCUUCUCUUUCCGUCGUUUCGUUGAUUAUCUAUAGCUUCUGAUCCCCUUUUCGCUUUUUUUUUCUCAUCAAAUUCUGCUUUUAUGAUAGUUUCUUCGAUUUCUUUGCAAGAUUUUGAUCUGGUGUCUAUUUUUUCCGUUUCUUGGUCUGGUUCCGAUCAUAAAUUUGCAAUCUUGAUAGACUUCAUAUUUGAUUGAAUUGAGAUAUUUAGCUGAAUCCUUUUUCUUGGAUUGGGAUGGGCCUGUAGAGAGUUUUGGGUGAUUGGCUUUUGCUUGUAAGUAGGGAGUUCUUUAUUCAUUGUUAUUAUGAUGUUUUCUUGGAGAAUUUGUACCCAUUUGCUUGUUCUUUUCGAUAUGGUUUAUUGAUCAGUAUUCAGUACAUAAAUAAAUGGCGACUUGUUGUUUGGUUAGCUGAUUCUUGAGUAGGGGCUUCCUGGGUUCUUUACGCUUCUUCUUGCUUCCAUGACUUUUAUGUGUUUGUUUCUGCUUCUCAAUCAGUUUAUGCGGAUACUUGUUCUUGAGUUGAUAAAAAUUUGAUGUUCUGGUGCUAAAUUGGGCCUUAUCUUGUGGGAUUAGUGAUUGAAUGGGCCAUAGAAACACACAGCCAUAUGGACUUGUAAGCCAAAAAUUCUUGUCCUGUUCGCUCUUCCUUGUGAUAGUCCUGGUUCUCUGCUGUAUCCUCUUCUGGGGUUCCACUGCCCCACCUGCUCCCAUCAACCAUAGCCUCUUACCCAAUGAAAAGGCCUUCUCAUUUAUCGAGGACCAGAGAAUUCCUCUCAGGGAUGCAAUGGGGGAUGACCUGUUAUUGAACCAUGGGAUCUCUUCCUUGGCUCAAAAUCAACCUGAAGAACAAGUACUCAAGAAAUGCGAUCCGAGCAAGGCACUCUUGAAAGUUUUCAUGUAUAAUAUGCCUCCUGAGUUUCACUUUGGUCUGUUGGGUUGGGUGGCUGAUGGCAAGAGUGUCUGGCCUGAUAUCCAUACUAAAAUUCCAUCCUAUCCUGGUGGAUUGAAUCUCCAGCAUAGCAUAGAAUACUGGCUUACAUUGGAUCUUUUAUCGUCAAGAUUUCCUGAUCGGAGAGGCCCAUGUACUGCUGUUAGAGUCGAGGACUCUCGUGAAGCCGAUGUUGUGUUUGUGCCAUUCUUCUCAUCUUUGAGUUAUAAUCGGUAUUCGAAGAUCGAACGACCAGAAAAGAUUGGUAGGAACAAGAUGCUGCAGCAGAAGCUGGUUAGUUAUUUAACAGCUCAAGAGGAAUGGAAAAGGUCAAAUGGGAUGGACCAUAUCAUAAUGGCACACCAUCCAAACAGCAUGCUGUUUGUUCGGACGUGCUUGUGGCACUGCAUGUUUAUUCUUGCCGAUUUUGGAAGGUAUAUUCCACAUGUGGCUAAUGUGAAGAAAGACGUUAUUGCUCCUUACAAACAUGUGAUAAAGUCCUUUGCGAAUGACACAUCUACCUAUGAUGAUCGACCUACUUUGUUAUACUUCCAAGGUGCCAUCUACAGGAAAGAUGGGGGCAAAAUUCGACAGGAGCUCUUCUAUCUUCUCAGAAAUGAAAAGGAUGUACACUUUGCAUUUGGCAGUGUUCGAGCGAAUGGGAUCAAUAAAGCCAGCCAAGGGAUGCGUUUGUCAAAAUUCUGUCUUAAUAUUGCUGGGGACACUCCUUCCUCCAACCGCCUUUUUGAUGCCAUAGCCAGCCACUGUGUUCCUGUCAUUAUCAGUGAUGAAAUUGAACUUCCAUUUGAGGAUGUCCUGGACUACUCUGAAUUCUGUGUCUUUGUCAGCGCUUCUGAUGCAGUCAAGAAAGGUUUCUUGAUGAAGCUGAUUAGAGGCAUAAGCCGAGAGGAAUGGACGCGAAUGUGGAAUAAGCUGAAGGAGGUUGAGCACUACUUUGAGUUCCAGUACCCUUCUCAGAAGGAUGAUGCUGUCCAGAUGAUCUGGCAUGCAGUAGCUAGAAAGGUGCCCGCGAUUCGACUGAAAGUGCACAAGUCUAGGCGAUUUUCUCGUUUUAAAAUUGGGAGAUAGAAUGCCAACCGAAGUAUAUUUUACAUUGAAAAGUGGCCGCUGGAGUGCUGAGGAUCUUGUUUCUUAUCAUUCCUCCAGCUAACAGUUUGCUCUGAGGAUAUGAGGUGAAAUUUGGGAUCUCUCAGUAUACUAAACAGAGUUGAAAUUCCAUCGUAGCGGUUUCUUCUCAGACUGUAAAGUUGCAGGGGAAUAAAAUGCUGUUUUCUCAAGUGGAGAGUUUGAGCAUUUAUUUUGUAGUUUUGGACAAUAAACAGUAGGGUGUCAAUUGGCAUCAUUUCAUUUGCUUGUACUCCCAAGGAAAGAAACAUUAGUGCCUUUUCCAAUUCAAUGUCCAAUUAGAGGAGACAUAUCAUUGUACCAUCAGAGCCACUGAGAUAAAGAUUAACUCGUUAAACAUAGAUGACGGUGGAUGUUUACAGUGUUCA
Messenger RNA from Phoenix dactylifera (date palm), 2662 nucleotides. Its product is annotated as putative arabinosyltransferase ARAD1. Gene Ontology annotation, molecular function: glycosyltransferase activity. NCBI's taxonomy places the organism in Eukaryota, Viridiplantae, Streptophyta, Magnoliopsida, Arecales, Arecaceae. The record is from RefSeq and is a predicted model, not a curated record.